Molecule: messenger RNA, 1834 nt
Organism: Sinocyclocheilus anshuiensis
Lineage: Eukaryota; Metazoa; Chordata; Actinopteri; Cypriniformes; Cyprinidae
Product: UDP-glucuronosyltransferase 2B20-like
Exons: 4
Coding region: 97-1791 (564 amino acids)
Molecular function (GO): UDP-glycosyltransferase activity
Source: RefSeq, a predicted model, not a curated record
UGUGCCAAGGUGAAUUUCGAGGUUGUCAGAAGCAACUUUCCAGAAGUUCUCCAGACUGUACAGUUUGUAUUAACCCAAGUAUCCAGAUGUCGCAGCAUGUGUAGUGAGGUAUUGCUUAACUUUGACAUAUUUAGGAAGCUCUCAGCACAUAACACUACUAAACAAAUAGAAAGCCGAUUCAGAUACUACUCAUGUGCAACGUUGUGUACGAAGAUGCUCCAUUCAGCACCUCUCGGUUUGUUGUCGCUGUUAUGCAUAUUAUCUGGAAUAGAUGGCGGUAAAGUGCUGGUGUUUCCACUAGACGGAAGUCACUGGGUCAACAUGAAGGCCCUGAUCGAGGAACUGCAUAGCAGAGGUCACAAGGUGACUGUGAUUAGAGCCUCCAACAGUUGGUAUAUCAAGGAGGAGUCUCCCUUCUACAAUUCCAUCACCAUUCCAAACACAGGAGGAUUUGAUGAGGAGUUUUUUGGUUUAUUGAUUGGCCGUCUCUUGAAGAUUAGAAGAGAAGGGUCUUCUAUUUGGAACCGCCUUCAGCUGGAGUAUGAAAUCAUCAAGAAGUUUAAAAGCAUGCAUGAAGAUAUGAUGCAGAUGAUAGAGAGAAUGUUAGAGGACAAGGAAAUUAUGAAAUCAAUCCAAGACACUAAGUAUGAUGUGGUGCUAGCAGACCCAGCUUCCGGAGGUGGUGCAAUCCUAGCUUACAAGUUUAAUAUUCCUUUGGUUUUCAAUGUUCGGUGGACCAUUCAGGGAGAGGGACAUUUCGCCCUUGCUCCUUCCCUUCUGUCUUAUGUUCCUGUCCCAGGAGCAGAGUUAACAGACAAGAUGUCAUUUCUCCAACGUGUCAAAAAUGUUUUGACUUACUUGUUUACCCGAUUCCAGAUUGCAGUCGUCACUGACCCCAUCUAUACUCCUUUCUGUCUCAAACAUUUUGGCCCCAGUGUUAAUUAUUUCUCCCUUUUCCAAGAUGCAGAUAUCUGGCUUAUGAGAAAUGACUUUACCUUUGAGUUUCCACGACCCACAAUGCCCAAUAUCGUCUAUAUGGGUGGCUUCCAGUGUAAACCCGCCAAGCCACUUCCAACUGAUCUUGAGGAAUUUGUGCAGAGCUCAGGAAAGCAUGGAGUCAUUGUCAUGUCUUUAGGCACCCUUGUUGCUCAGCUUCCACAAGAUGUCACCAAUGACAUAGCAGCAGCUUUUGCUCAGCUUCCUCAAAAAGUGAUUUGGAGAUAUACAGGUCCUCGACCUAUGACCCUUGGUAACAACACUUUACUUGUAGACUGGCUCCCCCAGAAUGACCUGCUUGGACAUCCCCAGAUUAAAGCAUUUGUAGCACAUGGAGGAACCAAUGGAGUUCAGGAAGCCAUCUACCAUGGAGUGCCCAUUUUGGGUGUACCUUUAGUUUUUGAUCAGCCUGACAAUCUCUUCAGAAUGGAAGCGAAGGGAACAGCAAAAAUUGUAGAUAUUGCAACUUUGGACAGGACUGUGUUUCUUGAGGCAUUAAAGGAGGUUUUGCAUAACCCAUCCUACAAGGAGAACAUGCAGAGACUGUCCAAGCUGCACCACGACCAACCAAUGAAACCUCUUGAUCGUGCUGUCUUCUGGAUUGAGUUUGUCAUGAGAAACAGAGGAGCUCCUCAUUUACGAACACAGUCAUUCAGAAUGUCUUGGAUUGAGUACCACUCUAUAGAUGUUAUUUUGACUUUAACUGCAGCACUUUUCAUAUUUGCAUUUUUGUUUAUAUAUGUGAUUCGAUAUCUUUUUAGAGUUUUAUUCAAAAAGAAGGUUAAAUGUGCAUGAUAGAAAUGACUAUUGUGGGAGUUCAUUGUUAAAAAUAUUCUUG